AUGAGAUGGAAUCGUUUUGAACUUUUUACAAAUUUUAUAUAUCAUAAUGAGAAACCUGAUACGACAUCUCAAGAAGUAUUAGAUAUUUAUAACCAAAAUCUUAUUGACAUUAUUACAAUCAAAAAUAUCAAUUAUGAUAUCGUUAAUCAUGUUCGUAGCAAAAGAAUGGAUUCAUUACUAGAUAUAAGAAGUUCUCGGGCAAAAAAAAGGGUAAAUAUAACAGAUGAUACACGAGAAGAUUUUCAAAACGUAAGAAUAAAUGAUCGAAUGAACCAGAAAUCUGAUGUUUAUGCUGAUUGGAGUAGUGAGGUCAAUAAAGCAAGAAUCACAACUGAAGAUCGCAUAUACGAUGAUUUGGAAACAAGUGAUUUACCAAGUAAGGCCGAUAAUAAAGAUAGUGAAGAACCUCUCAACCCCAGCUUAUUAGAUAGGAAUGAUACGAAAGAUGAUAAGAAUGAUUUUUGGUGUUAUUCAGACAUUUAA
This is a messenger RNA of Rhizophagus irregularis DAOM 181602=DAOM 197198, 483 nucleotides long. RefSeq lists its product as uncharacterized. NCBI's taxonomy places the organism in Eukaryota, Fungi, Glomeromycota, Glomeromycetes, Glomerales, Glomeraceae. The record is from RefSeq and is a predicted model, not a curated record.